Molecule: messenger RNA, 2648 nt
Organism: Sorex araneus (European shrew)
Lineage: Eukaryota; Metazoa; Chordata; Mammalia; Eulipotyphla; Soricidae
Gene: MRPS27
Product: mitochondrial ribosomal protein S27
Exons: 11
Coding region: 76-1326 (416 amino acids)
Cellular component (GO): mitochondrion
Molecular function (GO): protein binding
Source: RefSeq, a predicted model, not a curated record
GAGCGUCGGUCCCCGUAGCCACGCCCCUUCCGAGGCCCCGCCCACGGGCCGGCCUUCCGCUUAGCACGCUCCAAGAUGGCAGCCCCCAUGGCGCGGUGCGGGAUCCUCCUGGCGCGGAAAGGUGCGCUGCCCCAGCUCUCCUGGGCAGGUAAAAGAUGCCUACUCUCCGCGGCAUAUGUGGACAGCCAACGAUGGGAGGCAAGAGAAAAAGAAGUGUGUCACCUUGCUGAUCUAGCAGCCUUAAUGGAUAAAACAUAUGACAGAAAGUUGCCUGUUAGUUCUUUAACGAUAUCCCGGUUUGUGGACAACAUUUCAUCUCGAGAAGAGAUAGACCAUGCUGAAUAUUACCUUUAUAAAUUUCGACAUAGCCCCAACUGCUGGUACCUGAGAGACUGGACUAUCCACACCUGGAUUAGGCAGUGCCUAAAGUAUGGUGCACUGGACAAAGCCUUGUAUACCCUUGUAAAUAAGGUUCAGUAUGGAAUUUUUCCAGAUAACUUUACAUUCAAUUUACUCUUGGAUGCUUUCAUCAAGAAAGAAAAUUACAAAGAUGCUUUAUCCGUGGUAUUUGAGAUCAUGAGACAAGAAGCCUUUGACGCACCUUCUACCCAGCUUCUCUCCCUCCAUGUCUUGUACCAAUGCCUGGCAAAGAAGAAGGACUUCAGUUGGGAAGAGGAGCGGAACUUUGGCGCCUCCCUCCUGCUCCCAGGCCUGAAGCAGAAGAACUCGGUGGGGUUGAGUUCCCAGCUGUAUGGCUUUGCCCUCCUCGGGAAGGUGGAGCUGCAGCAAGGGAUCCGCGCCGUGUACCACAACAUGCCUCUGCUGUGGCGGCCAGGCUACCUGGACCGGGCCCUGCGGGUGCUGGAGGACGUCGCCGCCUCCCCCGACGAUGGCGGGAAGCUGUGUAAAGAAGCGCUGGAUGUGCUGGACCGAGUGCUGGCAGCCCUCACGGCGCCAGCCGCCGAGCCUUCUGAGGAACAGCCCGAGGAGGGAGCUGCCAGGCAGGGGCCGGAAGUGUGGACAGAGCAGCUGGACAUAGAGGAAACAGAGCAGUCCAAGCUUCCCCGGUACCAGGAACGAUUCCAGGCCUUGCGGUCGAAGCUCCAGGCUUCAGGCAAAGUUGAGUCUGGAAGUCUCUUGACCCUGACGAGCGAGCUGGUGCGAGCACAGCUGCCCAGCUGCGAGGCGGAGGACAUCCGGGCCUACGAGCAGAGGCUGCAACAGUGGCGGCAGGAGCAGGUGCAGCUGAUCCAGAGGGAGCAGGAGCAGAGGGAGAAGGCGAAGCAGGAGCACCAGGCGCGCAGGGCUUCGAAGGUGUCUGCCUAACCGGGCGCAGACCCUGCCCAAGGACUUUCACAGUGACUCCCACCUUUUCUACAAGCACCAGGGUGGGGGUCCCAAGAGAGUACAGGGGUGGGGCUGGAGCGAUAGUACAUCAGGGAGGGUGUUUUGCCUUGCACGCGGUCGACCCGGAUUCAAUUCCCGCAUUCCAUAUGGUCCCCUGAGCACCACCAGGAGUAAUUCCUGAGUGCAGAGCUAGGAGUAACCCCUGAGUAUCGCCGGGUGUGACCCAAAAAGCUUAAAAAAAAGAGAGAGAGAGAGAGAGAGUACAGGGGUUAAGGUGCUUGCCUGGCAUGGGGCCAGCUCCAGCUCAGUUCCCGACACCACAUAUGCCCACCCGCUCUGACCCCACCCCUCAGCACAGAGCCAGGAAUGUGAGCGCCAUCACGUCUGGCCCCAAAGUGAAAAUAAAAUCCAGGGUGUUCUACAUAUGAAGGCUCCAGGCCACCUGUCCAGAUGCCAAGGAGGGCUGCAGAAAAUGGCAAGUUGUCAGACUGAAACCACCAGCUAACUAGCUUAAAUUAGGAGCUCUCAGGGACGCUGGUGGCAUUCAUGGGAGACAGGGCCUUUGUGAGCAUGGAAGGUUCCUGAUUUUGCCUCUCAGUGCAGUGGUGUGCUUUCAUUCAAAAUCAUGCCCUUUUGGGGCUGGAGUGAUAGCACAGCGGGUAGGGCGUUUGCCUUGCACGUGGCCGACCCGGGUUCAAAUCCCAGCAUCCCAUAUGGUCCCCUUCGCACCACCAAGGGUGAUUCCUGAGUGCAUGAGCCAGGAGUGACCCCUGUGCAUUGCUGGGUGUGACCCAAAAAGAAAAAAAAAAUCAUGCCCUUUUGUCAACAACGUAUGGACGGGGUGCUGGGAGAGGCUAUGGGUGGCACUUGAGCACAGGGGUUUUUUUGUUCAUUUGGGGUCAAAACCCAGCAGUGGUCAGGAGCUGCCGCCAGUGGUGCUAGGGGACUGUGUGGUGUUGGCAUCAAACCUGGAUGUCCCAUCUGCAAAGCAGACACUCCAGGUCUUCAGGCCAUCUCUCAGGCCACGCACAGGUUUCUGAGUGGUGCCCAGCAGAGAGGAACUGCUCGUCCAGGCGCCUGUGUCCCUUUUCAACUCCUCCUUAAUACAAGUCCUCCCCCGGAGCUAGGGUGCAGUGCCCACAUGCCCCACCCACGUACCUCACCUUUGCCCUCAUCCCGGCUCUCUCCCUUCCAGACCUGACCUGGGAGUUAGUACAGGACGGACAAAAUCCCUUUGACCCCGGUGGCUUUUACAUUUCAGAACCUACAGUGGCAUUUUGUAAAUAAAAGCUUUUGAGCGA